CCCUAGAGUAGUAGCAUAAACAUAGGCUCGAUUUUUUUGUAGCCAAUUGAUUUGUUAUUUUUAUAUUGAUUCUACUGAUCAUGCACUAGUAGAAAACAAAAUUUGUCAGCCAAUAGGCUUAUUGUCACGAAAUGAAGAAAAUUUUCGUGCUGAAGGCAGUAAAGUAGUGCAAACUAGUGCAAACAAAAAUACAGAAAAGUGUAGUAUGCCAUAAAUUAAAAGUGCGUUGUCUAUCUCAAUACACUCGCAAAAGUUUUGGGAGAGAUGAGAACUGACCAGAAACUGACUGAUAGAGUUGAUUGGUUGGUGGUUGAGAUUCCUUUGGUACGGAUUGGUCAAGUAAAAAAUGUGCCUGAUAAAACACGUCCCGCCACCUCCGUGAACUUGGCCGACGAAUUUUGGAUUACUAGCACAUUACCAGCGGUUUUUUAUUUGGAAAGUGCGAUCGUUUGUCAGCUUUUCAUCAGCGAUUGUCGGAUCAAAAUCGACACUUGUGUUAUUAGAAAAAUCAAAUUCAAAAAUCCCGGUGAAUUGAUUAACUUGACGUAUAUCAAGUAGACUGAUUAAAAACAAAAAAAAUAGCGUAGAUAAAAAAACAAGAUGCAAUAAAUGUUCAUUUAACCUCUUGCAAAUAGUCGUUCCGGGUACCAUAGAAUACUAUAUUAUAAAAUUGUAAAUAUUAAAACCAAUUUAGAAACCUCCGAUAAAAGUUUUGGAUAAUUAAAAAACUUCCUACAAAAAUCCCUGAUGAAAAACUAUGAAUUCAUUCUUUUAAAAAUCUGUCACACCACCUGCAUUUGAAAAACCAGAUUUUCAUGAAUUCGCCAUGAUUGCAAAAAGUUGUUUAUUAAUAUAUGGAUAAUAAUAUAUGCUUAUGGAUUUACCCAUGAAUUCUUGUAGCCCCGAUCUUGCAAAAUGAAAUAAACCAAUGCUCAGUUGCAUUCGGCGAGCCUCGAGUCUGUUUUUCUCUAUACGUUCGUUGUUACGCCACGUGCUGGAUAACCAAUCAAAAUCAGUGAAAUAAAGUAUACAGGGAUGAAUGAAACCACAUUCCAACAAUUGUUCGCUUGUUGAUACUCCCAAUGUGUAUAUAUCAUACAUUGGUAUAAAUCCAGGAUUCCGUACAUAAAUAAUCGCAGUUUAGUAUGUGUAUUUUAGUAAAUAACCGAAUUUUAUCCAUUCCGAAUCUCAACGCAUAUAACAUUAAAAUAUGAUUUUUACAGGUUAAAAAAUACAAAAAGCAAUGUGCAGUCUCGCUCCCAUAGUGGCAGAACAGUUCCCUUGGAAAACAAUCUUCAAAAAUUUGGAAGACCAUAUUCCCAUUGAAAUGAAAACCCAAUUGACAUCUCAAUGUCACAAGUUGCGUUCUGCUUUGGAAUCAAAUGAAACCAUGGAACAGAAUCUAAUUGACGAUUCGUUGUUACGACUCGAAGCCUGCUUGGAUCAAACAUGGGAAACUUUAAAUACUGGAUACUGGAAAGAUGUUUCAAUUAAUUACAGAUAUUCCUAUACAUUAGCUAGUGUCAUAAAGUGUAUCUUUUUGGAAAUUGAAUGUUCAGCUGAUGGAGAAAGCAGAAAUGAAGUUAAAAAGAAAAAGCUGAUUGAGAUUAUCGAGCAAAUUGACAAAGCAAUUUUAUUGGGGGCUCCUCUCCCGAGCGCACCUCAUCUCAUGACCACAAUUGCAUCGCGAUUGAAUAAUUUUAUUGCUCAUUCCACUAAAUCCGAAGCCAACGAAAUCCUGAUAAACGAUAACGAAAUCACAAUGGAACUUUUGGAUCGAUUCGAGUGGAUCAAACGUUUCGAGAAACCUUCGAUGGAAACUUUUUACAGAGACAUAUUUAAACCUAAAUCUCCAGCUUUGCUCGAAAAUUGCUUGGGCCACUGGAAGGCACUGAAAUCCUGGAAAAAUUUGGAUUACUUGAUUAAAAUCGCCGGAAACCGAACAGUCCCGAUAGAGAUUGGUUCACGAUAUACCGAAGAGGAUUGGUCCCAGAGUCUCGUCAGUUUUGCCGAAUUUCUGCAGACCCACGUUUCAAAGAAAAACGAUAAAAUCGGUUAUUUGGCACAGCAUCAAUUGUUCGAACAGAUUCCAGAAAUGAAAGAGGAUUUUUCGAUACCAGAUUACUGCAAUUUCUCUGACACUGAUGAAGAUCCUGAUCCACCGGACAUAAAUGCUUGGUUUGGUCCCCGCGGCACAGUUUCUCCAUUACAUUUUGAUCCGAAAAACAAUCUUCUUUGUCAGGUAAUUGGAUAUAAACGAUUGAUAGUUUAUCAUCCGGAAGAGUCAACGAACUUGUAUUCUUACGAAUCAAGAUUAUUAUCUAACACAGCGCAAGUGGACCCAUUGAAUCCAGAUUUCGAUAGAUGGCCGAAAUUCAAGGAAGCAAAAGGUUUUAUGAGUUAUUUAAAACCUGGCGACAUGGCGUUCAUACCACCAGGAUGGUGGCAUCACGUGGAAUCUUUGACACCUAGCUUUUCAAUAAGCUUUUGGUGGUGUUGAAGGUAGACAAAAGAUAAAUAAAAUGAAACUGAUUGAAUAAUUUUUAAAAAAUUGAAAAUAAAGUAGUUUGACAUGCAAA
Messenger RNA from Venturia canescens, 2579 nucleotides. It is a transcript of the gene JMJD5, whose product is annotated as Jumonji domain containing 5. The coding region runs from base 1244 to 2500 and encodes 418 amino acids. Gene Ontology annotation, cellular component: nucleus. NCBI's taxonomy places the organism in Eukaryota, Metazoa, Arthropoda, Insecta, Hymenoptera, Ichneumonidae. The record is from RefSeq and is a predicted model, not a curated record. The transcript is spliced from 8 exons. Gene Ontology annotation, molecular function: histone H3K36 demethylase activity.